Diabrotica balteata is the source of this 1087-nucleotide messenger RNA. The record is from the annotation of a GenBank genome assembly. NCBI's taxonomy places the organism in Eukaryota, Metazoa, Arthropoda, Insecta, Coleoptera, Chrysomelidae.
ACUCGCGUAGUGAAUAUCACCGAAAGAUCGUUACAGGACUGUAGCUCGUGUAGUAUAAAAAUAACGGUUCUGAUUUGAAUUUUAUUGAAAAAAUGGUGGUAAAAUUUAGGUGUCUCGAAAUUAAACUUUUUGUUGUUUCAGUUUUAUUACAGUUAAGUUAUGGCCAGGAUUUCGGAUAUGAAGGAAGUAUGGGUCCACAAUUUUGGGGCCGAAAAUAUAAAGGAUGUAAUGGUGGUAAACUACAAAGUCCGAUAGAUAUAGAAAUAAACAACGUAGUAAAAAUAAAUUUUCCACCGCUCAGUUUUGAAAAUUUUGAUAAACCUAUAGAGACUGUUAAGUUAGAAAACAAUGGCCAUACGGUGCAAUUGUCGAUUCGACAAGGAGACAUACCAAAAAUUAGAGGUGGACCGCUAAAUGGAACUUACUGUUUCGCACAACUUCACUUUCACUGGGGUAGAAACGAUUACGAAGGAUCGGAAAAUCUUAUAAAUAAUCGAAGUUACCCUUUAGAAACUCAUUUAGUAUUUUACAAGGAAGAUUAUGGCAACUUUUCAAAUGCUCUUGCAGACGAUGACGGAUUAACAGUUCUUUCUUUUUUGUAUCAUAUUACCCGCACGGAAAACAAAAAAUAUGAAAAAUUUGAACACGAGCUACCACAGGUAGAGAAUAUGAACUCCAGUGUGGACAUAGUCAACUUUGAUUCUUUAAAUGAUUUUACUACCACCGAUAGGGACAAGUACUUUACUUACAAAGGUUCCUUAACAACUCCCCCAUGUUCAGAAGUUGUUACAUGGAUUGAAUUUGCUCACACUAUUCCGCUAUCACACGAACAAUUGCAAGUAUUUCGUUUGAUAACCGGCAACGCUGGAAAAAUAAAUCAUAACUUUAGACCCGUUCAAGCAGUUAACGAUAGAGUAAUAUAUGCCAGUGUUCCAACAAUAGACUCAGCAUCAUCAAAAAUAGAGCAGACCGCAUGGUUACUGGUUGUUUCGUUAUUUAAGACAUAUUUAUUGUUUAGUUUUGUAGUAAAUUAAUAUAGUAUUUAAUAAAUGCAUUACUUAUAUAUGAGUACAAUAUUUAACUGUUA